AUGAAGAUUUUGAUGCUUCACGGAUCCCGUCAAUCGGGUGAACUGUUUCGAGCAAAGAUCCAAGGGCUAGAGAAGCUAGUCAAGCAAGCCUUGGGGCCAGUCGCGUCCAAAGAUACAGAGUUUAUUUACCCAACAGCUCCACUCGCCCGAGAGGUUGAAGAUGGAGCCUCAGAUCUACGAGAUCGCCAUGGCUCAUGGACCUGGCUGCAACCCGAGACAAUUGAUGAUUUUUACCCCAAAAUAAACGAGACCUUGGCCUACAUUGCGACAAUUAUGAAAGAGUCUGGACCCUUUGACGGUGUAAUUGGGUUCAGCCAAGGUGGUGCAUUAGCUGCUAUGGUCGCCUCGCUUCUUGAAGAGAAUAGAAAAGAAGGAUUUGCACGUGCAGAAGACAACGCCCUGUUAUAUCCCAAUAGCUUUGCGGCUCUUGAUCAUCCUCCGCUUCGGUUCUUCGUUUCAAUUGCAGGUUAUGCUGCGUCGAAUCCUGCUUACCGAGCAUUUUAUGAGCCACCCAUCCAAAUACCGAGCUUGCAUCUCUUAGGAAGCAUGGAUACCGUGGUGGAUGAGACAGCCUCAACUAAACUGACCGAAAUCUGUGAGAAUUCGACUGUUGUUUGGCAUCCGGGUGGCCAUACUAUUCCCAGUGGAAAACGACAACUCAUUCCAAUUGCAUAUUUUAUCAGUUCAACACUUAAGGCAUGA
Messenger RNA from Penicillium angulare, 702 nucleotides. Its product is annotated as alpha/beta hydrolase. Bases 1 to 702 code for a protein of 233 amino acids. The transcript has 2 exons. The record is from RefSeq and is a predicted model, not a curated record. Lineage: Eukaryota; Fungi; Ascomycota; Eurotiomycetes; Eurotiales; Aspergillaceae. Gene Ontology annotation, cellular component: nucleus; cytoplasm.